AUGCAAGCCCGGCUACCACGGGAACUGCGUGAUUUAAUAUACGACUACAUCUGGGACGAGGAUUUUCUCGGGCUAACGUCGGGGUACAUGUCUCCCGCUGCAGGAAGUAGUACAUACCUCUGGCUGAAGCCACAUCUACGCCCCCGUGGCGGCCACAGCACGAAACCCAUAGUCAUCAAUCCCGGAUACGUCGAUCUAGACACGGCCCGAGAAGCCUUGGAGGCGUACUACCGCGUUUCGGCCUAUCGCAAAGAUGCUUUCUUGGUCAGGAGUCCCGAACGAAUACGUUCACUGCUUCACGAUGAUGUGUUCAAUCUUGGUGUACUGCCAACAGAGCAUCUACGAGCGAUGGAUCUGCAUCUUACGCAGGAACAGUUUCAAUGGGAUACACCGGCAAAGAUCAACGAAGCUAUGCUGAGCGAAGCGUUCGCCCAACUCACCAAAGGUAUCCGCCGGAAGAAAGACUUCAAGCUGCGUAUCAUGAUCACACAAACAGAGAUUCGCCUCAAACAAUGGGACUUACUAUUUGGCAUUCUAGUCCCUUUUUGCCAUGCCUUCCAAGCGGAAGGAGCGCAAGUCAGUGUAUCUUGGGGUUACACAAGGUCAAAUUGGUAUUCAGAAACGAUUAGGUGCGUAUACUCGCUUGAUGAGAUCAUUAGGGUAUGGACUCCGUACCUAGAUUGGGAGGAAAAGGUCAUUGAGUUUCUGGACGGGCAGAGCGAGAUUACAGAUUCUAGAAGGAAGUACCGCAAUGAGGAUGAAGAGGAAGAGGAAGAGGAAGAGGAAGAUGUGUCGUAUCCACAUGAGUCGAAUUCGGAUGAGUCGGAUCCGGAUGAGUCGGAUUCAGAUGAGUCGGAUUCAGAUGAUUCGGAUCGAAUGAGUUUAGUUGACGAUAAAUGA
Molecule: messenger RNA, 900 nt
Organism: Alternaria conjuncta
Lineage: Eukaryota; Fungi; Ascomycota; Dothideomycetes; Pleosporales; Pleosporaceae
Exons: 1
Coding region: 1-900 (299 amino acids)
Source: RefSeq, a predicted model, not a curated record